This is a messenger RNA of Pisolithus orientalis, 646 nucleotides long. RefSeq lists its product as uncharacterized. The coding region runs from base 33 to 449 and encodes 138 amino acids. The record is from RefSeq and is a predicted model, not a curated record. NCBI's taxonomy places the organism in Eukaryota, Fungi, Basidiomycota, Agaricomycetes, Boletales, Pisolithaceae. Gene Ontology annotation, cellular component: vacuolar transporter chaperone complex; fungal-type vacuole membrane. The transcript has 4 exons.
AAGCAAGGCAAGUCGUUGGAAGGCGUGGAAAGAUGGGUCCAGCCACAUACAAAGGUUAUUUCCCAGCGAGGACCCGUGACGACAGGUCAGAUAAAACGAUGUCUACCCAACCCCUCCUCCAGCGUACAGCAUCCAAACGAAUCGCGCUCCCCAUCCGGGUAGAACCAAAGGUAUCGUUUGCCAACGAACGCACCUUCCUGUCAUGGCUCCACUUCACAGUCGUCCUCGGUGGACUUGCCAGUAGGCUUACUCAAUUUCGGAUCAGCGCCGCGAUGUUUUCUGUAGUGGCUAUGGCUGUUAUGAUCUAUGCAUUAUACACCUAUCACUGGAGAGGGGCGUCUAUCCGCCGCGGAGGUCGUGGUCCGUAUGAUGAUAGAGUCGGUCCGUUGAUUUUUAUUUUUGAAGUUGCCAUCAUCGUGAAUUUCGUUCUCCGGUUUACGCAAGAGUGAUGCAUCGGGCUAGAAGGAACUUUUGCUGGGUUGCUUCACCGGCAUCACUAAGCCUUAUGGAAUCUCCCGUGAACAUGUUCCCAACUAGCCUAAUUGGCAUCUAUUGUAGGUGGCACGCUGAUCUAAGUACAUACAUACGAACUUGGCAUACCAGAUGUAUGGGUUUUGCAAAUUCUUGAAUAACUUCAUUCCAAACA